Sardina pilchardus (European sardine) is the source of this 13731-nucleotide messenger RNA. RefSeq names its product transforming, acidic coiled-coil containing protein 2 (gene tacc2). Gene Ontology annotation, biological process: cell population proliferation; cerebral cortex development; mitotic spindle organization. The transcript has 23 exons. The coding region runs from base 209 to 12565 and encodes 4118 amino acids. Lineage: Eukaryota; Metazoa; Chordata; Actinopteri; Clupeiformes; Clupeidae. The record is from RefSeq and is a predicted model, not a curated record. Gene Ontology annotation, cellular component: cytoplasm.
CUCUCUCUCUCUCUCUCUCUCUCACACACACUCUCACUCACUCACUCACACGCGUGCACACAUACACAAGACUAGUGCGCACACACACACAGACACAUAGGGGCUCACUCGCUCGCGCUGCCGCUCAUUUGCUUGCUCACACUCGCCGUGGCCGGCGCAGGGAUGCCAUGCCGCUGCCACCGAUGCCGAAGCGGCGCUCGUAGGGGCGAUGCAAUUCUGCAGAGAGUACUUCUGCCAGCCGUGUAGCGCCGCUCUCACGUCGCCCGAGGAGGACAUGGAAUACGGGAUGGGGAGCUGCAUCGGAGUCGCGCGCAGCCAGGCUGAAGUUCACACAGAGGGAUCUGCACCGGAGGAGAGGGACGGCAGCAGGGCGGAGAACGGGACCGUCCACACCUCGCUGCCCACCGCCGCCCACGGGGAGGACGCGGCGCCGACGCGGGGCAGCCCGUCGCCACGGCCAACACGCCCCUCCGCCACCGCCGCGGACGGGGAGGAGUUUGAGUUUCCGCAUGACCUGCUGCCCAGCACCGACCUCAGCACCGAGCUCGACCUCUGGGGCACAUCUCUGGGGAGUGAACAGGUGAGCUCAGGUGGAAUGAAGAGUGAGACAGUGACACUGUCUGGCCCAGCGAACCCUCUCUUGGCUGGGCUGCAGCACUUCGUGGAUGUGAGCGCGCCGCUCCUGGGCAUUGUGAAGAGCAGCCCGCAGAGUGACCCAGUUCUCAGCGGCAGCCCCCCGCUCCCGACCGGCUCUCCCUCUCCGCUUGCGCAGGAACAGCAGCCCACUCCGCCCCUGUCCUCCUCCGAGCAAAUUAACUUGGAGCUCCAAGCCGCCUUCCAGGAAUGCGAGCAGCAAAUGGCCUCGCUCGGAAUGUCCUGCCAAGCGGCAGACACGGCAGCAGCGCCCGGCCAAGCCGCUGGCAGGUAUCCGCCGUCCGAGGCCGCGACUAAAAAGGAAGGGAAGAGAAAGAGAAGGAAGAAGAAAGGUGUGAGUCAGAAAGUGGCAGCGGCCCAGCCGGGGCGUGAGACAGAUCUCCAAGGCAACGGUGGAACUCAGUCAAGCAGCGAGGCUACUGGGCAGGAGGAGCCGGUCAAUUUCAGUUUCAAAAGCUACAUUUUGGGCCACGAUAAUGGCAGCGAACGGGACAAAGAGCCUAAAGAUUCAAAGGUGAGUGGAGACACAGCAGAACAAGGGGCGGCCUGUCUGCCAGGGACUGAGAUAGGAUCAGAGGCUGAAACAAAUGCAGUAUUGAAACAGGAACAAACUGAUGUUUGUUUACAGCCAGAGACUGCGGAAAAGCCCUGUAGCACCACAUCAGAGGGAAUGCAAACUCACGACUCAAAACUACCUGCGAAAACAGAUGGACCUCUGGCAGUAGUAGAGGAAAAAGAUGAGCCUGUGCAGAGAAGUGUAGGCAGCAAAGCCAGUACAAGCUUUCCCCCAGACUUUGCUCCAGUGGAAGACAGCCUUCCGUGCAACACGGAGCCCAAGAAAGAAGAGGAUUUGGUGAAGCGCUCGGAGACAGACAACACGGCAGCUGUGGGUGAGCUGUCACAGGUUGAGUCAAAGCAGCUCUCGGAAGCAAACCUCUUCCCAGAGACAGAGACAGCCUCCCCAGCAGACCCAGCCCUGUGUGUGGACACACGUGUUGACGAGCAGACUCAGUCACGGGCCGAGACGCAGACACAGCAUGCGCUGGCACAGACAAGCAACGCUGAGACAAAAGACGACAAAUUGCCCGGCGACAUCGCACAGUCCCCCGAGGCGAUGGGGUCAGAUUUAGAGGAACAGCUGAGGGCCCAGAGGGAGGGGGGCGACAUCUGCCCCCCAUCGCCAACCUCCGUGUCCACCCUGGCUCAUAUUACCCUCCCUGAGAGUUCACCUGCCCUCUUAUUGGCCUCCGCUCCGGAGCUGAACCAGCCAGCUGACCACAGCCAGACAGAUGGGUCUCGCACAGACACAUCAGAGCCGGAAACCCCACCCUGCCGCGACCGGUCAAUAGCUGGGGUGGGAAAUGACCAUAGCGCGGCGAGAACAUCUGCCUCCGAGACUGCGCCGAUUGAUCCGAGCUGUCCCGGAGCUGCCGAUGAACAUAGGACUCCUGAGGGAUCACAGCCAUUGACAUGUACGACACAUCAGAGCAGCGGCACACUUCCUGUGAAGUCGGAAGAUGAGUCAGACGCCCACAAAGAAAGAUUAGACAGCCAGUGUCAGGUCGAAGCACAGCAACAAGACCCAAGUAAAGCAUUUGCGUUUAACCCAGAGAGCACAGGACCCCACAACCAAGAGAAAACACUCACAAAGGAUGGCACACCUUUAACUCACCCACCAAAGGAAGCACCCAGUGAUAACCAGGCGGACAGCAGUUCUAUUAGCCCACCUGCCCAGCUGCAAAUAGAGCAGGAAGAGAAAGAGACUCUGAAUAAAGAGCAAAUGCCCUCCCUGGACCCGCUAGCUCUCCUCCAGGUCCAGGGCACUGUGGGCAACGAGCAGGAGGAGAAGGCGAGCGCCCUCAAAGUGGUUUCUGCGGAGGCUGCUGCUGCUGCUGCUGAUUCCGCCGCGUUGCCACUGACAACACCCACGAUGCCAGAAAUGAUAGAAAGCGAGGGAGAGCGAGAGGAGGCGAGAGGCGAUUUGAGCGAGGCGGACGCAACACUAAAAACUGUGUCAGAUACGGAGGCAGCAGUCGGAGCUUCGUCUCGAAGUGAGUCGCACGAGCCUCCGAUCCCGACACGAGAGCGGGAGGAGAGUGAAAGCCUCCCUGUCAAGCAGCCCGAGCCCUCGUUAAUCUACUCUCAGAUUAAUUGCUCACCUGCAUUGAAAGCGGAAGAGAAGGAAACUGCCCUUAACAGUGUCUGUAGCAGCAGCAGCAGCAGCAGCAGUAGCGGCAAUAGCAGCAACAAAAGAGGCUGUAGCGGUAACAGCCAACUGCCACACAACUCAGUGGAGAGUGAGGAGAAGGGAGGGGGACAGCCAGCAAACAGCUCCCCAGGGACCGACGCGCUCUCACCAGCUGAGGAAGGAGAGACUAAAUCACUCCCGACGGAACACCAGAUCCUGACCAGCGCCAGCACUGACCCUCCAGGGCUUCAGAGAGGACUCACCAGCAGCCAGGAAGAUAGCGCAGGAAGAUUGGAGAGAGUGGGAGAGAGGGAGGGAGAGAGACUGACAGAAAAGCAGGAGGAGGAGGAGGAGAAGGAGAGGGGGGAGCAGAGAGGAGGUGGAGCGGAGACUUCACUCAGACAGCCAGCAGUGGGUCCGGCCAGCGGGGUGUCACUGACGACGACGACAGCGACAGACACAGAGACGUGUCCGCUCCGCGACGCUGCCACAGAGCCACAGGCAGAAUCGCACCACCACCACCACCACAACCACCACCACCACCACCACCACCAACACCGCCGGAGCAGCGGUGAGCUCAUCGCUGUCAUCUCCGCCGAACAGGGCUCUCUCCCUCCUCCUCCUCCUCCUCCGCUGGCUGGUGGCGCAGGCAGCUCGGACUCGUCCAAUCACUCUCCGCUUCCCCCGGCUCUAACAAACUCUGCCGAUUUGCAGAAAAAAGAAGCAGAAGGGGAGCGAGAGGCUGAGUUGAAUCGGUGCCUGAGCACAACAGCAGAAAAGGAGGGGCUAUUCAGUGCCGCUCUGCCACCCAGAGAGGAGGCUGGAAUACAGAGGGCUUCUUCAGUCGGUGCCGGCCAGCAACAGGUAGAUCAGCCUCUCAGCGACUCGACGCAGCCGCUACCGGACGCCGGGGGCCCGCAGCCCCCCGAGAGCACGACGUCGAUAGCGCCGCCGCAGCCUGGUGAGCCUCAGGCCAGCAUGUGGGAGACUAUUGGCAGCUACAGCAGCGCGGGGAGCAUCUUGAAGGCGAAAGACGGGAGACGCUCGCCGGCCAUGCCCACCGUUGCCAACGUCACGCCGGUGGUGUGCGCCUCCUUGCCUCCGCUGAUGGUGCACGAGAGCCUGCGCCACCCGGUGACGGAGACCACCUUUGGCCUCCAGGAGUACUUGGGGGCGCAGAAGCCUGAGGUGGUGCCCCCUCAAACACAGCCGCAAACAGCGGACAAGAACCUCAAGGCGCUAAAGGAACCUCAACGCGAGAGCAGUGCAGAAAAAGAGCAUGGAGCGACAGAGAAGGAGAAGCAGCCUGGAGGUGAAACAGCGAGUGCUGGUCUCGCGGAGCCCAGCCAGCAGCCAGACAAGCAGGCAGCAGAGUCAGCUUCCUCUGCUGAAAAGACAGGAGGGGCACCGGACGCACCUCUGCCUGCUUCUCGGGAGAAAGGAAGUCAGGAAGUGUGCGUCGAUGUUUCACUCAAAGCUCAAAGUCAAAGUGCUGACUCUUCCAAGGAUGGUGCUGAUGGGGGUCAAAGGUCAGAUGCUAUAGAGGUCACAGGUGAUACGGCAGCUGACCGCAUGACUGGUUCAGAAUACAGCAUGAGCCAAGGGGAUAUAGCAUGCCAGGAAAGAGAAGAAAGCAAACAUGAGGGAGAUUCUGAAUGUCUGAAGAAUAGCAAUGAGCAGAAAGAGGAAAGUGAAAAAGCAGCUGAUGUCGUCGGGUUGAUAAAUGAUGGUGUUGAAAGAGCAGUCGGCAAAAAUUCAGAAAGCACUGAUGGGUUAGUAAAUGAUGCCGUGAUUAAAGAAAUCCCUGAAGAAAGAAAGCUUGCUGUUCAGAACUCAGACAGUAUGAAUGUGCAAAAUGAAGAGAGCCAGCAAAAAGUAGAUAAUGAGAAUGUGAAUACGGGUGAAAUGAUAGGAAAUGAUGCUGUAUCUAUAUGUGCUGAUGCUGACAGCCUGGCGGGGCCUCAAAAGGAAAGUAGGAAACACGAGGGUGAAUCUGCAAAUUUGGCCAGCGAUCAAUUAAACCGGGGGCCAGGCUCGGAGUCAUCAACAAUGGUGCCAGCGGAAACAGCCCCGGCUGAAUCAGAGUCUGUUAAGUGUGAUUUACAGCCUGUCUCCUCCGCUGCUGUUGAGCCCAGCGCGGACAGCCCUGCCACAGAUGACGCUCUCAGAAGUCCACCUGACGCUCCCCUGGUUCUGCGACCCUCGGGGGAGGUGACCGCUGACACGCCACCUGUGACCUCCGACGAAUUAGAGACGCCGGUCAUAACCACUGAUGAGACUGAUUCAAUAACGCCGCACAGCGCGGUCAGCCUGCCUAUGCAAAAGCUGGACCCUCUGCCCCCAGCUGGCCCGAGUCUGGAGGCUGUCACAAGCACUGCAGAGUGUCCUGCCCCGUCCUCUACAGACUUCUCUCCCGUGGCUGCCGCGGCUACUGAGCCGGCUGCCGUGCCAACCAUUGUUCUGAAGCCUCCGGGCCCCAUGCUGAGUCACUGGGAGCUUGUAAACGAGUGCGAUAUCACCAGUGCCAGGGAGAAAGAGAGGGAGGAGGAGGAGGAGGAGGAGGAGGGGAGUGGGGGACCGCUGUCCAACACCACCAGCACAUCUAAUGGCCCAUCACGUACGGAGGAGAGGCAGGAUGGAGUUCCGAUGACGCACGCCGUGAUAAGUGAGGAUACAGCCAGCAGGAGUGCCAGGGAUUAUGACUCGGCACAAGGACAGGGGGAAGCGGAGAGAAUCGCUGCUGACGCUCCUUCUCCACCUGUGAAUGCCGUAUCAGAGGAGAGGGAUUCUCGCUCUGCAGCGCACGUCUUCUCCGGCAGCAGCGGUAACGCUGAGGAGAUAAGACCGUGUGGCAGUUUGUCAGGGGGUGGUGGUGCGAAGUCGGCCUGCGACACAGGAAGUCAGCGGUCAGAUGCCACCAGUGAGAGUGUGUCACUCCCUAAUAACAGUCAAACCGAAGACUCUGCAGUCACUUUGCCCAUGCUCCCUAGCAACAGCCAGGCUGAAUACUCAAUGGCUGCAUCCACUGGGAGCAUUCCACUGGUCAGUGGCCCAGACACAAAACCUGCCAGGACAGAGAAACCACUCGAAGAUGAACAGGACUCUUUGGCAAAAGUAAGCAUUUCUGAGAACUCGUUUGAUGACAAAUUACUUGACACCCCUUCAUCUAUUUCAACAGACAGCACAGACACAAAGAGCCACGUAAAAGAGCAGGUUAUGGUGAAUGUUCCAGGCUGUGCUGACCAGCCCCUCAAGGCUGACCUCAUCAUUAGUGGUCAUAGCAUCAGCACCGAGCAACCAGCCAGUAUGCCCUCCAGUAUAAACAAAGAAGCAACACAGCAAGGAAAGGGAGAACUGGAGGAAAACCUGCAAACCUGCACAGGAACAGCGAAAACAAACAGGCUUGAAGCAGAGAGUGUUCAGGGAGUUCAGUCUGAACACAAGCAGGAGGAGGGGGAGAAUAAACAAGCAUGGAUCGUGUUGAAUGAAACCGAGGGAAACCAGACCAACUCAGCCGAGCACCUGGGAGACACACAGGAGAAAAAGAACACACUGGAGAAGCAGGGAGAGACUGAUUCAAAGCAAAGAGAAGGUAGAGUCGAAACACAAACAGAGGAACAGGCGGCAAUGCUUGAAAGCGUUGAGAAUGACAGAAAAGUAAGCACUGAAGAGAAGCAGCGAAACUUGCUGACUCCUGACCAAAGCGAGGAAAACAAACGACCGUCUGACAACAGCUCUUCGCGGGCGGACUCGGACUCUGCCGAACGGGCGGUCAGCCGAAGCGAGGUCUUGAUAGAGUCCGCUCAUCCGUCCUCAGAUCUGAGCUUUUCCUCCUCAGAGUCGCCCGUUGAGAUUCGCUCAGAUAAAACCCUGAGCGAGGCCGACUCAGCACAUGUCCCACAGAUCGACGCUCAGCCCCAAGAUCAACAGGAAGAGAAGCAGCAGCAGCAACAACAGCAGCAUGAUCAACAGAAGCAACCAGAGCCUGAGAGGAAUGUCACAGAAGGGGUGUCGGAGGAGUGUGGAAGUGUGUGUCCUGCGCUGGAUGACCAUCAUGCCUCGCCGCAGCUGGUGGAAGAAACAGCCGAGGCCGGGAGCACCGGGGCCAGCCAGAGACCUUUGGAGGAACAGCUGGAGCAGGUUGAGCCCCGGCGCAGUGAGAUUAACGGUGCAGGAGGAGAGAGAGAGGAGCACGGAGUCGGUGGAGGAGUUGGGGUGCCCCCGACUCUGGAUCUCCCCGUGUCCGAACCCACGGUCAGUCAGGAUCUCUCAUCUGGCGUGGAAGAGAAGGGCUCCGGUGACGUCGCAGCGGAAGAAGAGAGGGAAGAAGGUCAGAAGUCAAAGGUCACAACAACAGUUAAUGAGGGUGAGGAGGUCAAGCUGGAGAGGCAAGAGAACACUGCUGCCUCUGUGUCACAAGGAAGUGACUGUGAACUGGCAGUGUGUGCUGUAUCAUCGCAGGCCAGCGAGACUGAGCGUGAGGAGACACACAUACCUUACCCGAAUAAGGCCACCGAGGCGCCUGUGACAGACACCAGCUCUCCUUCCGUUAACGGCAGUCCCUCUCAAAGAGAGACAGAGCUUCAAACGGACGAGCAACAGCUAUCCAUUCAAAUCACCCACAGCAACAGCAAUAGCAACAGCAACAGUCACGUCAGUCUGGCUUCUAGCACAACACAGGAGGCCUCUGUUCCCAUAACCUUUGAACCCGAGAAGCGGGAAACGGCUCCCAUUCGACCCCCCACUGACCCUCGCUCUGAUUCUCCCAGUGAGGCUCCUCAGCACCCCGUCUUGGACGGCAAAGGCGAGAGUGUUCUCCCUGGGGGAACUGACACAAACGCAGAAAGCUCCUUUAAAGGGGAAUCUGCUGCAGAGCAACAGGCCUGUCGUACUGAGCCUACAGUAGCAUCAGCAGCGCCCACACAGCAGAGCGAAAGUGUUCCGGCAAAACUGGAGCAGCGGGGGGUGGAGGACACGUGCACCCCCCCACCCCCACCCCCACCCCCGACCGAGAAAGCAGACACGGGGGAGCUGGUGCAAAACACAGCUGCUGGCUCCACACAGGAGCUCCCCGAAGCACAGAGCCGCAGCCCGGGCCCAGACAUCAAACAGCAGGCCAGAGCCGGGGAGGCCGAGGCGGCUCCGAACAGCGAGAGCAGGAAGGAAGAGACGGGGCAGAGGGACGCGGAGGAAGACGAUAAGCCGGACGAAAACAGGAAGCUCGUAAAAUCAACCGAGAAUGCCCUCGCUGGCGUCCCGGUGUUGUCCGGCGACAAAGACGUUCUCCCACAGGAAGGCGGAGAGGGAGAGCCCUCUGUGUGUCAUGUCGUCGAGAAGGUGGAGGAGAGCGCAGUACUGUCCACCAAACCAGAGGACGCUGUCUCACGCCAAACAGUCACAGGUGAUGGUCAAGCGGAGGAGGAGCUGGUCACAGACGCUUCUCCUGCCCCAAAAGCCAUCCCAGAGUUCCCCGACGCCAUUCCAGACACGAGUCAAUCUGUUUCCUUGCCAACUGAUCCCCUAGACAGCUCUGCUAGUACAGUCGGUUCUGACUCCAAGUCUGACCCCAAUCAAGGACCCUCAAAAUCUUUCAUUGAAAUGUUGCGUGAAGGUGCUUUGGCCACAGAGCCCUUCAAUUCCACCGAUAGCAAAUCCGAAACCUCAAAUGACGAUCUGAUCUCUGCCCCCAUCACAAGCGACGCGAAUGUAAACAGAGGUUCUGAUAGCAAAGAUGCCUCGGCUCCGGCCCCAGUCUCAGGCCCAGAGCCGAGGGCAGACUCGGCAGGGUCGGCGGGGUCGGCGGGGUCGGCAGGCCCUGGGCCAGAGCGCCAGGCCGAGGAGCCGAGUGGUGGCACAGACUGGCUGAGGGCGCUCAGAGACGCCGCAGCGCAGCAGGCACACACUGCGGACCAAGACCACACAGCAGCAGGCCACUCUGAGAAAAGCACUGGAAGCAGACCGAUUCCGUCCCUGGACUCUCCUCAGGGUGAAGAGUUCUGCACCCCCACUGAAGAGAUCGCCCCUCCUGUGGUAGAACAGGCGGAGGAAGCCCGCUCCGAUUCCAGGUCCUCCUCACCCCCUCUUGUUGAGAGGAACGACUCCGUCCCUCCCUCCCCGAAACCCCCGGCGGACCACCACGCCUUCCCUCCUGCCCUGCCCGCACAUCUCUUCCGGGACGCCGCCGAGUUCCCCACACCUCCUCCCACCCCUCCGGACAGGAACCCCCCAGCCUCGGCCUCUGCCUCGGAGUCGGAGCCCUUCCCUCCCCCUCCUGCAUCUCCUGCACCUCCUGCAUCUCCUCCAUCUCCUCCUCCUCCUCCUCCUGCUGUUGUUGUCCCUGAAGCCCCCUGCGUCCUACCACCUCUACCAUCACCUCCUCCACCACUUUCACCACCUCCAGCCCCAGCCCAGGACAACACAGAGGAGUGGCCGCCCGUCCCCUCUUUUGUCAGGAGCUCUGACUCUGACGGAGCCUUUGAGACCCCCGAGUCCACCACCCCAGUGAAGGUUGCGUCCCCUGUACUGCCCCCUCCUGAAGCAGACUGCUUCUCGCAGCCUCUGCUGUCUGAAGACACCGGUGUGUUCUCUGGCUCAGCCUCUGCGUCAGUAGCGGACGUCACACUCACCGAGGCCGCCGCUGAAGACUCCGCCCACCCGGACAAACUCAGCCGCUCCGACUCCAUCGGCUUCGACGAGAACAAGCCCAUCGCGGCCAGCGGAGCGUACGACCUCGACCGCCUCCUAGCCGAGUCCACUUUCCAGGCGGCGCCGUCCAGCCGGACCCCCCUGGCCCGCUCGCUCAGCCUCCAGGCGGGAGAGCUUGACCAGAGCGCGGGCCCCGACGAUAAGCCCGCGUACGGGUCGGACAAGCUUCUGAACCAGCAGGCUGACGCCUUCAGCGUGGGCACAGGGAGUGCUCCUGGGACUCUCCGCCGGGCCAAGAAAACCCGACCGGGCUCCCUGAAGAAGAAGCCCCUGUCCAGGCAGAACUCCAACCCGGAGAGCACCUCGCCCAAGUCCGUGUCUGCCAACAGCACCCCUGAGGGGAAGAAGAAGGCCAAGCCCAGAUCGGAGAGCCCUCUGCAGGCCGCUGAGGAGCAGUGCGGCCCCUCGGCCACCCCGAGCCCCGGGGGAACUCUCCGGAGGAACCGGGUGAAACCACGAGUGGACAGUCCUCCGCCUCUGGUAGAGGAGACCACGCCUCCCAGCCCUGCCCCUGACCCUCUCCCUGUCCCUGCUGUUGCUGUUGCCGCUGCCCCCCCAACCACCCUCUGUCCAGAGGAGACCCCUCUGCCCACCCCAAAGUCUCCCGUCCCGAACGAAGAAUCCCCCAUCCCACCCUCGGCGUCCUACAAAUGGGACCCGGACAACUUUGAGGACAUCGACCCGUUCGCUACCGGCGGCAGCAAGAUCGCCAACUCGCCCGAGCUCACCAGGAAGACCUUCAGCUCGGGAGUUGAACCGGCCGAGAAGCCCGUACCCGCUUCGUCCGCCUCUGCCGCCGCGGUCGCCAAAGCUCCGGCUGUCCCCGCCGAGGAGACCCCGAUCUCCGUCCCGUCGGUCAGCGCUGCGAGCGCCGAGGAGCAGCCGCUGAACAAGCGCCAGCCCGUCAGGCUGGAGUUCGACUACUCGGAGGAGAGCGGAGAGACUCCUCCUAGCGCCGCCGCGGCCGCCACUGCGCCGCCACCCAAGAAGCUGGGGAAGAAGCCCGGUGCCAAGAUGCCCCUCCGCAAGCCCAAGUUCGGCCUGAAGAAGGCCGCCCCGCCGCCACGGCUGGAGCCGCUGGACAACGCGCCCGCCGCGCCUCCGGCCAACCACGAGGACGACAUUCCCAUCCCCAAGGGGAGCUACAGCUUCGACCCCAACAAGUGGGACGAUCCCAACUUCAACCCGUUCGGGUCGACGCAGAGCGCCAUCCCCAACUCCCCGCGCCUUUCCGAGGGCGGCUACAGUUUCGAUCAGGACGCCAUCGACUCCAUCGACCCGUUCAAGUCCACCAACAAGAUGGCCAACUCGCCACCCAAGCCCUCCACGUUUGACGUGUCCGCUAAUGACAAUGAAAAUGACAAUGACAAUGUCGGGGAGCUGGAGGAUCAAAACCAGAACAAACUAGCAAAGAAGAAGAAACCAAUCAAGUCCAACACGUUUAGGGUCAAGAGGUCACCAAAGAGGUCCCCAAUGACUGACCCAGCCACCCAGGAUCCUCUGGAUCUGGACUCUCCUGACCCCCCUCCUGCCCCCACACAGGACCACGCCACGGACGAGGAGAAGCUGGCCUCCUCCACCAACCAGAAGUGGGCCGCGCGCCACGACGUGGAGGCAGAGCUCACCUCCGACGUCCAGGACUACCCGCAGCCCUCCGACCUGACAGCGUUCGUCAACGAGAACAACAGGGCGGCGCAGGACAAUGCGACAGACUAUGAGAUUGAAUACAUGGAGAAGAUUGGCACUGGCACGCCUCCUCCGUCCUCAAAGAAGCCGUCUCUCUACCUAAAGCUGGACUCUGUGACUGAGAGCCCAAGCAAGAGUUCUGACAUGCAAGGGUCAGAACCAAGCUCCCCCUGCACAGGGAGCUUUGAGGAGAUGGAGGCCCAGAUCACGGCCAGCUCCAAGUCGCCGGUGCUGUCCACGUCGCGCACGGCCCCUGAAGGCUCCGCCUCUGAGAAGAGCCGGAAGAGAGAGAGCGAGUCGCACUCGCACGCCACGGAGCGGGACGGAGCGCAGCCCCACACGCAGGUCGCUGCAGACCCCUCCACCCUCCCCCUCUUAGACAGGCUGUCUGAUUCAGGCGAGCAGCUCAGCUAUAUGGAGCCUGACCUGGCCGAGACCAACCCCACCGCCUUCGCCCAAAAACUCCAGGAGGAGCUGGUUCUUGCUGCCUUGAGGAUGGAGGCUCUGCAGGUAGCCAAAAGCAUCUCUCAGAGCCCCUCCCUAGCCAAUGUAUCCCCCAAACAGUCUCGUCUCAAGAAGCCCAGCACUCGGAGGUGGAAUCGCAACGGUUCACCCGCAGCAAAAAGGGAGGUGUCGUCGCCUGGGGAGAAUGUGGUCUCCAAGACCUCCCUGUACUCGCGGCCUGGAUACGGUGAGGGAGAGAGCCCCUACCUGCCCCGGGAACUGGAUCACUCCCUGGGCAUCGCCCGAGAGGAGAUCGUGGGCAAAGAGAAGGAGGUGCUGGAGUGGAAGAGGAAAUACGAGGAGAGUCGACAGGAAGUGGUGGAAAUGAGGCGGAUUGUGGCCGAGUAUGAGAAGACCAUUGCACAAAUGAUCGAGGAUGAUCAGAGGGACAAGUCGCUGUCACAUCACACCAUCCAGCAGCUGAUCGUGGAGAAGGACCAGGCUCUGGCUGACCUCAACUCUGUGGAGAAGUCACUGGCCGACCUCUUCCGGCGCUACGAGAAGAUGAAGGACGUGCUGGAGGGCUUCCGGAAGAAUGAGGAUGUUUUGAAGAAGUGUGCUCAAGAGUAUUUGGCACGAGUCAGGAAAGAGGAGCAGAGAUACCAAGCCCUGAAAAUCCACGCAGAGGAAAAACUUGACAAGGCGAAUACGGACAUCGCUCAGGUGCGGUUGAAGGCCAAACAGGAGACGGCGGCCUACCAGGCCAGUCUCAGAAAGGAGCAGAUGAAGGUGGACUCACUGGAACGCACACUGGAACAGAAGAACAAAGAAAUCGAGGAGCUCACAAAGAUCUGUGACGAGCUGAUCGCCAAGAUGGGGAAGAGCUAGCCAGGGUGACGGGAGCAAGCGCCUCUGCCUCCUCCUGUCACACACACCGUCCAGGAACAUCUCAGAAACCACAGAGGCAGAAGAGCCCCACAUCCCGCGCUGUUUCCUUCACACUGUUGGCAAACAGACUCGAGUCCUUUUUGAUUUCUGAUUUUACACUACUGACUUUGCUCAUGUAGCCUGGCAACAGCGCCCCCACUGGGAAUGGGAGGACUUCUCUGAGAGUGGGGAGUCCAGUAUAUCCUACUGUAAUUAAUCUGUACAUUUUGAUGUCUCCAUGUGUACCAAGGGGUGACUUGGUGCGUCGGGGGGAGGGAGGGGAGGGACUUGUGCUGUAUCAGGGGUCUUGUGAAAGCUUUUAGAAAUGUACUCCCCAUCAGUAGAAAUGUUGAAUGAGAGUUUGCCUGUCUGUGUGUGAGUGAGUGGUGGACAAGAGAGAAGGCAUGCUAGAGAGAGAGAGAGAGAGAGAGAGAGAGUUAGAGAGUGUGUGCGAACGAGUCUGAGAGAAUGAUGUAGUGAUGAGGUUGCUCGCCAACCGUGUCGCCAUGACGACCACUGAUGGAGCCGACUGUUAACCCCUCUAGCUCCUGCAUUCCCUCCUUGUUGAGGAGGCUGCCUGAAAUGCCCGAGAAACAUACAGUAGUAGAUGUCGAGGAACCACGACGACACUCAUUUAGACUGCUAAUCAACGAUUCAUUCAGUGAUCAUCAAAAGAGCCACUUGCCACCAUAAGAGAGAUCAUUACUUGCAUGUGAUAGAACCAGUAUCCACACAAUACCCACGUCCCUCUUUGUACAUAUUGUAUUGGGCCUCCCAUUGAGUAGAGACAUUAUGGAACCCCACCUGCUGGUUUUGAUACACUCUGUAAGUUUUAAACCACUUCCCGUGUGUACCUUUGUAGAUACUGUGCAUUUACAUCCUUCCUGGCUUCUUAGCAGAUACCGAUGUGAUUUUUAUUUUUUCCGGGGGAUUUUAUUUUGAUAUUAAUGAACCUUAUUAUGGGUAUUGUCAAUGGUACUGAUUUUAAAGAAGUGUAAUUUAAUUUGGAAUCGACUUGUCUUAGUCCUGCUACGGUUGAUGUGUCACCUGGGGCUGGGGAACAGCCCUGAUCAGCUACUUUGGCACCUGCUUACAAAAAAAAAAGUGCAAUAAAGGAUGGCAAUAAA